UGCGGAAAACUAUUAUUGCCAGGACCACCCCUGAGCGGCAUUCGUUCCGCUAUUGGUCGAGGAGAAAAGAAAAAAGGGCAGAAAAAAGUUGUGCUUUUGAGCCCCUCGUUCUGCGUGGCAUGGCCACGAGGGAGGAGAGUCAUCUUCGGGCUGUGCACUCUUAUCACAUUUGAUGAAAAAUCAUAUAUCUGGCAUGAAAUGGUUUGGUGUUUGAUGGGAUUUGCAAUUUGCGCCAGGGCCACUUCCGCCCACGUUGCGAUCCUGUCUUUACGUCUUUUGGUUCGCUGUUUUACUUGUCUAGUUCUACUGUGCCGCAGCGCCAUGCAGGCCAUAAUGGCUGUACCGAUUUGUCGGGAAUAA
This is a messenger RNA of Pyricularia grisea, 360 nucleotides long. RefSeq lists its product as uncharacterized. The transcript has 2 exons. The record is from RefSeq and is a predicted model, not a curated record. The annotation marks the transcript as partial. Lineage: Eukaryota; Fungi; Ascomycota; Sordariomycetes; Magnaporthales; Pyriculariaceae.